CCCAGAGGGAGCCGCUGCGCUCCGCGGUCGGGCUGAGAGCGCAGCCGGCAAGCCCCGUCCCGCAGCCAGCCCCGUCCCGCAGCCAGCCCCGUCCCGCAGCCAGCCCCGUCCCGCAGCCAGCCCCGCAGCACGGUCAGGACGAGGAGGAAGGCAGCGGCAGCAGGAGCAGCGGCAGCAGCGCCCGCACGUGUGCGCGCAGCCCUCGACGGCCGCCCCCGGCAUGGUGCGCGGGGCCGCGCCGGGCAGGACCUGAUCCGCGGCAGAGAGCGGCUCCGCGCGGAAAGCCUCCGACCGAGCGUCCCGUCCCGAACCCCGCCGCCCCGCCGGCUGUCCCGCAGGAUGGGCGGCCGCGCCACCGCCGCUGUCCCGGUGCUGCUCCUGGGACUCCUCGGCCUCUGCUCCGCCGUGGAGGAAAAGAAAGUUUGUCAAGGGACAAAUAACAAGCUGACCCAGCUGGGACAUGUGGAAGACCAUUUCACCAGCCUGCAGAGGAUGUACAACAACUGUGAGGUGGUGCUGAGCAACCUGGAGAUCACAUACGUGGAGCACAACCGUGACCUCUCUUUCCUGAAGACAAUCCAGGAGGUUGCAGGCUACGUGCUCAUCGCGCUCAACAUGGUGGAUGUCAUUCCCCUGGAAAACCUGCAGAUCAUCCGAGGCAAUGUGCUGUAUGACAACUCCUAUGCCUUGGCUGUUUUGUCCAACUACCACAUGAACAAAACUCAGGGGCUCCGGGAGCUGCCAAUGAAGCGCCUCUCAGAAAUUCUCAAUGGAGGUGUUAAAAUCAGCAACAACCCCAAACUGUGCAACAUGGACACUGUUCUCUGGAAUGACAUCAUUGACACAAGCAAGAAGCCUCUAACGGUGCUGGAGUUUGCAAGCAACUUGUCCUCUUGUCCCAAAUGCCACCCCAACUGCACAGAAGACCACUGCUGGGGCCCUGGGGAGCAGAACUGCCAGACAUUAACGAAAGUCAUCUGUGCCCAGCAGUGCUCUGGCCGGUGCAGGGGGAAGGUGCCCAGCGACUGCUGCCACAACCAGUGUGCCGCGGGCUGCACGGGGCCUCGGGAGAGCGACUGCCUGGCCUGCCGCAAGUUUCGGGACGACGCCACCUGCAAGGAUACGUGUCCCCCGUUGGUCCUGUACAACCCCACCACGUACCAGAUGGAUGUCAACCCCGAUGGAAAGUACAGCUUCGGAGCCACUUGUGUGAGGGAAUGCCCACACAACUACGUGGUGACAGACCACGGCUCGUGCGUCCGCUCCUGCAACACCGAUACUUACGAGGUGGAAGAGAACGGUGUCCGCAAGUGUAAAAAGUGUGAUGGGCUCUGCAGCAAAGUGUGCAAUGGCAUCGGAAUAGGUGAGCUCAAAGGGAUCCUCUCUAUAAAUGCCACGAACAUCGACUCCUUCAAAAACUGUACCAAGAUCAACGGGGACGUCAGCAUUCUCCCGGUGGCCUUCCUGGGUGAUGCCUUCACGAAGACGCUACCCUUGGACCCCAAGAAGUUGGAUGUCUUCAAAACAGUCAAAGAAAUAUCAGGGUUUUUGUUGAUUCAGGCCUGGCCUGAUAAUGCUACUGAUCUCUAUGCUUUUGAAAAUCUGGAGAUUAUACGUGGCAGAACCAAGCAGCAUGGCCAGUAUUCCCUUGCUGUUGUGAACUUGAAAAUCCAGUCCUUGGGGCUGCGCUCUCUCAAGGAAAUAAGCGAUGGAGAUGUGGCCAUCAUGAAGAAUAAGAACCUCUGCUAUGCUGACACCAUGGACUGGCGCAGCCUGUUUGCAACUCAGAGCCAGAAAACAAAGAUCAUACAGAACAGGAACAAAAAUGAGUGUGCUGCUGCCAGGCACGUUUGUGACCCUCUGUGCUCAGAGGUGGGUUGCUGGGGCCCAGGACCCUUCCACUGCUUCUCCUGCAGAUUUUUUGAUCGCCAGAAGGAGUGUGUGAAGCAGUGCAACAUCCUGCAAGGGGAGCCGAGAGAGUUUGAGAAGGACUCCAAAUGCCUCCCCUGCCACCCCGAGUGCCUGGUGCAAAACUCCACUGCCUACAAUGCAACCUGCACUGGACCUGGCCCUGACCAUUGCAUGAAGUGUGCCCAUUUCAUCGAUGGCCCCCACUGCGUCAAGUCCUGCCCCGCGGGGGUUCUGGGGGAGAACGACACCCUGGUCUGGAAGUACGCCGAUGCCAACGCUGUUUGCCAGCUCUGCCAUCCCAACUGUACCCGGGGGUGCAAAGGGCCAGGUCUUGAAGGCUGUCCAAAUGGCUCCAAGAUCCCGUCCAUCGCGGCCGGCGUGGUCGGGGGCCUGCUGUGCCUGGUGGUGGUGGGCCUGGGCAUCGGCCUCUACCUGCGCAGGCGCCACAUCGUCAGGAAGCGCACCCUGCGCCGGCUGCUGCAGGAGAGGGAGCUCGUCGAGCCCCUGACGCCCAGUGGGGAGGCUCCAAACCAGGCCCAUCUCCGAAUUUUAAAGGAAACAGAGUUUAAAAAGGUCAAAGUUUUAGGCUCUGGAGCCUUUGGCACUGUUUAUAAGGGACUUUGGAUCCCAGAAGGGGAGAAGGUUAAAAUUCCUGUUGCUAUUAAAGAGUUGCGAGAGGCGACGUCACCAAAGGCCAACAAGGAGAUCCUUGAUGAAGCUUACGUGAUGGCCAGCGUGGACAACCCUCACGUGUGCCGCUUGCUGGGGAUCUGCCUCACCUCCACUGUGCAGCUCAUCACACAGCUCAUGCCCUACGGCUGCCUCCUGGAUUACAUCCGGGAGCACAAGGACAACAUCGGCUCCCAGUACCUUCUCAACUGGUGUGUGCAGAUCGCCAAGGGAAUGAACUACCUGGAGGAGCGGCGCCUGGUGCACCGUGACCUUGCUGCCAGGAACGUCCUUGUAAAGACUCCUCAGCAUGUGAAAAUCACAGACUUUGGGCUGGCAAAGCUGCUGGGAGCUGAUGAGAAGGAGUAUCACGCCGAGGGAGGCAAGGUUCCCAUUAAAUGGAUGGCCUUGGAGUCCAUUUUACACCGGAUUUACACUCACCAAAGCGACGUCUGGAGUUACGGUGUGACAGUCUGGGAGCUGAUGACGUUUGGGUUGAAGCCUUACGACGGCAUCCCCGCCAGUGAAAUCUCCUCUGUCCUGGAGAAAGGCGAGCGUCUGCCCCAGCCCCCCAUCUGCACCAUCGACGUCUACAUGAUCAUGGUCAAGUGCUGGAUGAUCGAUGCAGACAGCCGCCCCAAGUUCCGUGAGCUCAUAGCAGAGUUCUCCAAGAUGGCCCGUGACCCGCCACGCUACCUCGUUAUACAGGGAGACGACAGGAUGCACCUGCCCAGCCCCACGGACUCCAAGUUUUAUCGCACCCUGAUGGAGGAGGAGGACAUGGAAGAUAUCGUGGACGCAGACGAGUACCUCGUGCCACACCAGGGCUUCUUCAACAGCCCCUCAACGUCCCGGACUCCGCUCUUGAGUUCAUUGAGUGCUACUAGCAACAACUCUGCCACAACCUGCAUUGAUAGAAAUGGGCAGGGGCAUCCUGUGAGGGAAGACAGCUUUGUCCAGAGGUAUAGCUCAGACCCAACGGGCACUUUCUUGGAGGACAGCAUAGACGACGGCUUCCUGCCCGCCCCAGAGUACAUAAACCAGUUGGCGCCCAAGAAAGCCUCCGCCUCAGCGGUCCAGAACCCGAUCUACAACUUCUCUCUCACAGCAAACUCAAAGGGCCCCACGGACUCCAGCUACCAGAAUUCACACAGCACAGCUGUGGACAACCCUGAGUAUCUCAACACCAACCAGUCUCCACUGGCCAAGACAGUCUUCGAGAGCUCUCCUUACUGGAUCCAGGCAGGCAACCACCAAAUAAACCUGGACAAUCCUGACUACCAGCAGGACUUCUUACCCAAGGAAACCAAACCCAACGGUCUCCUCAAGGUCCCUGCUGCAGAAAACCCGGAGUACUUGAGGGUAGCAGCACCUAAAAGUGAAUACAUUGAGGCCUCAGCAUGACCAGAGGGCGUCUGUUCUUGCGGCGAGGCGAGCCAGGCGCUCGGUGCCCUCCCUGGCUGCUGCAAGAGCAGGCCCAUGCUCGGGUUGACGCUUCCCUAAGCACAGCUUUUCCCUCUCAGCGCGGGGCUGAGCCCCCACAGCCUCCCCCCGUGGGACUCUGGGUCUUUCCAUGCCCAUUCCCACGUUGUAACUGAGGCCCAGAGCCCUGCAGGACAGAGGACAGGACAGAGGAAAUAACGGCUGCGUUCCUUUCCGAAUGGUAGCACGGUGAGAAGCCACUCCGGGCUGAAUUUGAGAGCUGUACGUGGUGUACAGUCCAAUUCCUUCCUACAGGCUGUGUUUUUACAAACAGACUGUUUGGGUCUUUUAUGAGAUAGGAUGCUGGUACUGCUGGUCUGCUAUGUGGUGCUCAGAUCACCAGCAGGGAGGAAAUAAAACCCCAAACCGGCUACUGAAAUACUUCUCCAAAACUCCUGGAACAGAAACAUUUACUCCACGCUACCAGAGUUUUACCACUUGCCUCCGUAUACUCUUCCUCUUGGCAUGAAGAGGGAGUAGUGCAGCUGGGGGAUGUGUGGGAGCUUCUACCCAGGGCAGCACGGAGUGGAAAACCAGCACGAGGAGCAAAAUGGCACGAGCUUAUCACCACUACUACUAAAAACUGAGCGGAGGGACUCCCCUCCCAGUCACCUGUACAUGGCUAUAAAGUGCUCUGUAGUCCGUUUCCUGAUGGUCAAAUGCAAGACAUGUUUUACUCUGAUCCUUUAUGGUUGUCAAACUGCCUUUCUUCUUCAGGAGAACUGUUAAAAGAUGUUGCUGUAGCUGAAAAAUGAAGUUAAUGCUUCUCAUUAAACGUCGAGGAAAUGCAAACGGUGGCAAAUGGGAGCAUUUACCAGGCAGCCAGGAGGAACUGUGCUUAAUUACACCUGACCAGGGCAAGAAACACAGGGAGCUCUAGCCAAGCAGUUUUCCUUCCCUUCUUAAAGCAGAACAGAGCAGAAGUCACUGUUCCCUUACACAUUUGGCAAAGGGACACAUCAGUGUUGAGCUGUAGCCACUUCAAGGCGAAUUUCCACAGCACACCGGGGCUGGUGCCUAUCCCUUCGGGGUUAUGUGUCUUGGCAAGGCAGGAGGGGCAGUGAGAACAACUUAUGGGAAGGAAGAAUAAUCUGGAGCGAUGGAAAACAUUACCUCUCUCUUCUGAAACACAGAGAGCUGCCUACGCUGCUUUAAAACACCCAGCAUCAUCUUCUGUUAGCAGCGUGGCACAGGCAGGCGAGGCAAGGCUAAGAUCUUAGCUUGAUAAGUAUAAAUCAAUCCCAGCAGCAAAAACAUCCACUCUUUCCAGUGGCCUGUGGGACAGAACUUCCCAUUCUCCCAGCAUUAACAUUUCUAAUGAAUGCGGGAGAGGUGAAGGGCCUAGAGUGUGAAUUUAGUCAGUAAUUAAGAUAUGUCCCAGCAGCAGCUCAGCAGUGCUAUUUCAAUCAAUGCACAUGAGGUGAUUUUGGUACAAAGGCCCUUAAGCAGUCGAGCGUUGCCAGCUCAGUGUAAGCAGCCGAGUUGCAGAGGGGAUGUGUCUAUAUUAAGUAGCGAGAAACACUCCAAUCUCUGCCACCACUGCAGUUUGAAUGUGUCAGCGUGUGUUUCAGCUGAAACACUGCAGCUGGGGCCCAGGAUCAAGCAGCAAAUCCUCAGAACAGGUUUCUUGAGGACUGGAGGAGAAGAAAGGUUGUGUGAAAUGACUCCUGUCAGGGAGCUGCAGAGAGUGCUGCUGUCUCCCCUCAGCCUCCUCUUCUCCAGGCUCAACACCCCCAUUCCCUCAGCCCCUCCCCAGCCCCUUGUGCUCCAGCCCCUUCCCCAGCUCUGUGCCCGGCUCUGGCCACGCUGCAGCCCCUCAGUGUCCCUGUGGCAGUGAGUGAGGGGCCCAGCACUGAGCACAGCCCUGGAGCUGCAGCCUCCCCAGGGCCCAGCACAGGGGCACAGUCCCUGCCCUGGGCCUGCUGCCGCCCCACUGCUGAUCCCAGCCAGGAUGCCCUUGGCCUCCUUGCCCACCUGGGCACUCUGCUGGCUCCUGUUCUGCUGCUGUAAAUUAACAUCCCCAGCUCCUUUCCCUGCAGCAGCUUUCCAGCCCCUCUGCCCCAGCCUGGAGCAGUGCCUGGGGUUGGUGUGGCCCAAGUGCAGGACCCGGACCUUCCCCCUGUUAAACCUCAUCCCACUGCCCUCAGCCCAUCACCCCAGCAUGCCCAGGGCUCUCUACAGAGCCUUCCUGCCCUCAAGCAGAUAAAUUCUUCUGGCUUGUAUGUAAAAUGCCAAGCAAAAUCGGGUUCCCACGUCCAUUUGUUGGCAGGCCUCUCCUUGCAUUGCUGAGAGCAGAUGUGUUGUGCAGCUCUGCAGGGUGCUCCCUGCCCUGCCGGCACAGGCAGCUCCUCCGCUCUUCUCCGCUCUGCCUGGGGAGGAAUGUGCAUCAAACCCAAAACAGUAACACUUCACAGAAACCCUUUUCAGCUCGCUAAAUUUGCUAUGUCUCCAAGCAGAACACUAGAAAUAUCACACAGUGCACGUUCUGCAGAAUGUUUCCAACGCUGUUGCACAAAGGGGUGUGUUUGUGUUUUGUUUGAAUCUGUUAGCCAGGAAAGCCACGAAGUAGCAGCAAUAAGUACUGCCAGCAUUAUGUAGCAUGAAAAAUGGAAUCAUAGAAUCAUAAAGUGUUGGGGUUUGGAAAGGAUCUCUAGAGCUCAUCCAGCCCAGCCUCCUACUAAAGCAGGUUCCCCUCACUCAGGGGGCACAGGAACGUGUCCAGGCAGGGUUGGAAACCUCCCAAGAAGGAGCCUCCACACCCUCCCUGGGCAGCCUGGGCCAGGGCUCCCUCACCACAGCACCAAAGCAGUUUCUUCUUGUGUUUAAGUGGUACUUCUUGCAUUCCAGCUUAUGUUUAUUACCCCUCGUCCUGUCACUGGCCACAAGAGAAAACAGCCUGGCCUCAUCUGCUUGACACCUGCCCUUCAGGUAUUAUUCAGCAUUAAUGAGGUCCCCCUGAGCUCAGCCUUCUCUUCUCCAGGCUCAACAGCCCCAGGUCCUGCAGCCUUUCCUCUUCAGAGAUGUUCCAGCCCCUCAGCAUCUUGGUAGCCCUCACUGGCCUCUCUUGAACACUGGAUUCCAGAACCGAGCACACAACUCCAAGUGAAUCUUCACCAGGGCAGAGGAGAGGGGAAGGAGAACUUCUGGAAGGUUCUAUAGAAGUGCCUGCCCUUGGGAGAAAGGGUUUAGUAGUGACUCAUGGGAGCAUGUGGCUGGUGCCUGUGGUGGUGCAAAGGGCAUUACCAAUGCAUUGAUGUCCCAUUUUACUGUAUUUUUCAUGUCAGGCAAAAUAAAACCACUCUCAAGUUAGUUCCUAGUAUCUCUUGAUCACAAGGCAGCAGUUAAUGUGGAACUAUGCUCUUGCAGUAAUAAUUUAAGACUUUUAAUAAUUGCUAAGCAUAUGAAAACGUAAGCUAGGGCAAGAGUCUUCACUUUCCUGGGAUGUUUUCCAGUGCUCUGUGUACAGUGUCAGCAGACUCAACUUCAUUUGAGCCUUGGGUUGUUUGCUCCUGCUGCAGAGGGAGUUGGGGAUGUUUCCUUCCCGCCUCAGUUGAUCUUGUCGGGUAAAUUCAAUCCAAAAACUUUGCAUUUCCAGACAAGUGCUCAUUUUUCAGAUUCAAGUUCAACAUCUUGUGUUUGUACGACUGCUGCCUCUCCAGAGGAACAGUUUGUGGUGCUCUGGCUUUUGUUCCUCCCCACGUUUCUCUGUGAGAAAACACCCGAAUCGGGACAAAGUAUAAAAAUGUACCUGUGUUCCUUCUUCCUGAUGGAAACUGUAGACUUGUGAAGUGUCAAACUCUGUGUGUAACACUUGGCAAGAAUGCUUUGUAAUGUUUUAUCACCACUGGUUCAGAUUUUUAUAUUGGGAUCCCGUUUUCUAGCUUUGUUUUUUUUUUGUAAAUGUUCUGACACAAAACUUUUAAGGAGCCUUUUUAACAUAGUUUUUUAAAAAUAGAAAAAGAAAAGAAAAAAGGGGUUUGUACAACAUGAAACCUUCCAAGUAGCUUGUCCAAUGGGCUGCGUUAGGACCAAAGAUGUAAUGUUAAAGCAAUAGGGUAUCAACCACCACUUCCACAGCCUCUCGUUACAGGGGAAAGCUACAGAUCUCCACUCUUCAUGGGGGCUGGGCCAGCCCUCUGCUGAGCCAAGGGGGCUUGCCAGGGGGCUGAGGCCUGUCCACACAAAACUAAACCAAACAGCAGGAACAGGUGUCACUUCAGGGCCAGACCUACGACCUCGGCUCCGUUUCGAUUCAUUUUCUACUCAAUACGAUAGCUAAACAGUCAAAGAAAAGGACGUGAGGCUUUGCCUUGGGAUCUGGGAGCAAAACAAGCUGAAACACGACAAGAUAGCUGCUUUUUGUGUGAGGAAGUGUGUAGGCAGGCAGCGAGACUUGAAACCCAUGACACUUGUGGUGAGGUUAUUGGUUUAACGAUGUGGGGGAGCUGGGAGAGCAGCGCUUCCACGCUCGGCCUGGCUCUCUGCCACAUGGCCCAGCUCUGACGGACACACACCAGCCCUGCUGUGGCUUUGUGGACUGAGGUACUGUUAGUGGUCAAGCAAACCCUCAGUAGCAUCCAAAAAAGAGGGUUUCCUGAGGAAAAAUGGGUCACUGGGGAGCGAGCUGGCCUGAGGCAGCAGGUGAAGGCCUGAGGCCAAGGCUGAGGGCUGUGGCCUCACCGACAUGGCGCAGGCAGGCCUGUCUGCAUGCACAGGCCUUGGAGUCUCACUGCACCUCUCUUUCACCUCAAAGGAGAGGAUCUUUCUGAUGAAUAAAGUGAAGACCAGCAAGGGAACCCUGGACUGGUUGAAGGGUCGCUCCUGUGUAGCUGGUACAGUACUUCAUUCCCUUUUAUCCCCUGUGUUUGCAGCCCCCAUUGACGUCACCCUCGUGUUUUAUAAGCGGGAAUCAGUAAAGUAGUUGUCCACAAUGGUAGGAGGCUUGGCUCACAUACCCAAGUUUGCUUUUCCAACCCUACAUUCCUCACAUCAUUUACCCUUUAAAUGAAUGGGCCGUUCCACUUGAUUACACUGAGAGUAUAAAACAAGGCUAAGGCUGAGUGAUUUCUGAGAAUCCCUCGCAAUAAUCAGAGAUCCUAUGGAUCCAUUGCCCGUCUUAGGCUGCUUUCUAUUGAUGCAAUCAACCGAGCAUAAGGUAUAAUUGCCUUGGUUUUGAUAAACUGUCAAGCAAUACAUGUGCAGAUACAGCCGGUACCCUCGCAGCUUUGUAAAGUCCCUGAACCAUGAAAGCACUAUUUGUACAAUACGAAACUCUUAUUGACUUUUGUAUGGUUUAAUGGUUUAUACUAUUGAUCAAAGAUUGUUUGUAUAUUGAGCGAUAAAAAAUGAGGUGUAUAUUAUUCUUUUUAAUUGUUUUUAAUUGACGGAGAGCUUUUAUUGUAAUAUACUGUUGUACCUGGGGAGGGGAGAAAAAUCAGUGGCUAGAGUGUAGGGUUUGAAGCCAGAGAAGAACUCACUUUGAGGGUUCUUUAUUGGUGGACUUUGAUAUUGGGGUUUUUUUGUUGUUUUCCUGGUAAAAGUUGUCACUUUGGGGAUUUAUCCAGAGCUUAGUGGAGCUAAUAACAGGACCUCCUCCUCUCUCUUGAGACUCUUUGGCUCACGGCAUGCACAGUGCUGCUGGGCUUUCACGAUGUGGGCAAUAACACAGCUAGUGCUCGUGGCUGUUGGAAGUGCAAUAUGAAAGCCCAGGUGCUGCAGAAAGAGAAAUUCCCUGAGCAAAGACAGUCAAGUAUUGGUGGUUCAUUAUCCAACUGGUGGAACACGUAGCAGGACAAAGGUUAAAGGAAUUACGAGGUCCUCAGCGUAACAGAGCAAAACACAAGACUAAAGAAGAGAGGAGUUGGCACUGUCAGUACACACUCAGCCUAGAUAAGUCCCCAGUAUCACAAUCAGCAAAUCAAAUCUUUCUUGUCUUUAUAGAUUAACUUUGUACACACCAAACAAAAAAGCCACCACAGCACCUUUCUCACUUUCAUCUUUCCAUCCAGUCCCUUCCGAUACGUAGGCUGCAUGUUCUACCAGCUCAACCUAUUUUAUGCAGAUAUGACAUAGUCUUACUCUUCAUGUUACUGGUUCCCAGAAAUGUCUCAAUGCGUACUCAUGCAUGAUAUUUUUAUUUUAAUA
This is a messenger RNA of Colius striatus (speckled mousebird), 10206 nucleotides long. It is a transcript of the gene EGFR, whose product is annotated as epidermal growth factor receptor. The record is from RefSeq and is a predicted model, not a curated record. Gene Ontology annotation, biological process: multicellular organism development; negative regulation of apoptotic process; positive regulation of epithelial cell proliferation. NCBI's taxonomy places the organism in Eukaryota, Metazoa, Chordata, Aves, Coliiformes, Coliidae. The transcript has 28 exons. Gene Ontology annotation, cellular component: basal plasma membrane; signaling receptor complex. Gene Ontology annotation, molecular function: epidermal growth factor receptor activity; epidermal growth factor binding; ATP binding. Bases 340 to 3984 code for a protein of 1214 amino acids.